AUGAAGCAGCAGCUCGCAGCGUUGGUAGCUCUGGCUCAGGCCGUGAUCGGGCUCUUGGCGUACGACUACGACAAUCCAGGCGUCCAGGUUCGCUUCUUGGUGAAGAAUGAUGGCGAAUUAGGCGGCGGCGCGGUGACCCAGAUGCCGUUUCUGACGGUGCUGGAUUCGCCACGCUGCCGAUUACAGACUGCUUCUGCGACGAUGACUAAAGAAACGCGCUCGACUUUGCGAAUCUCGGUGCGCCGCACGACACGUGCUCGCAAGUUGUUUAGAUUACAACCGCCGGCCGUCCUGGUGCCCGCUUUGGUCCUCCUGCUAUUCGACUCAGCAGCAACCAAAAGACAUCUGGUCUCAGUAUAUACCGCGUCUCUCAUGGCCUCUCAGCCUUCUUCAUCGUCUUUCCAUCAGAAGAAGACUUUCCAUCAGAAGAAGACCAUUUUCAUCACAUCUUCCAUUAAAUGGUUGCAUCUCAGAUCUUCCCUCACAAAUCUCCCCGACAAAGAAGUACAGGCCAUGGACUCACGUCACCCAUUGGAGUUCCACGGCCCUGGCUGGCAUGAUGAGGCCCGAACCCCCGUUGUCGGUGGCAAGUACUACGAUCCCGCCACUGGCGAGAUUCGAACCGCAUCCGAUGGCGACCACCAAGAGUAUACAGGCCCACCGGGCGUCGACAUUAUCAUUCGGAGCCAGCACAUUGACACGGUCGAGUGUGCGUACCGCGCGGCACGGUCGCUCCCCAUGGAGACGCUCCUGUGUCACAUCAUGAAGGUUGUCCAGGAAAAAAAGUUAGAGCUAGAUUCGAUCAUGGCCACGACGUAUACGAUUCGAGUUAUUCUAUCGCACGAACUACGAUCGGGAGAGUUUAUUGAAAUUGCACAGGCCAUGGCACAGGGGAUCUAG
Molecule: messenger RNA, 900 nt
Organism: Akanthomyces muscarius
Lineage: Eukaryota; Fungi; Ascomycota; Sordariomycetes; Hypocreales; Cordycipitaceae
Exons: 3
Coding region: 1-900 (299 amino acids)
Source: RefSeq, a predicted model, not a curated record